Xyrauchen texanus (razorback sucker) is the source of this 1600-nucleotide messenger RNA. RefSeq names its product adenylosuccinate synthase 1 (gene adss1). The record is from RefSeq and is a predicted model, not a curated record. Gene Ontology annotation, cellular component: cytoplasm. Gene Ontology annotation, biological process: 'de novo' AMP biosynthetic process; IMP metabolic process. Gene Ontology annotation, molecular function: adenylosuccinate synthase activity; GTP binding. The coding region runs from base 39 to 1409 and encodes 456 amino acids. Lineage: Eukaryota; Metazoa; Chordata; Actinopteri; Cypriniformes; Catostomidae. The transcript is spliced from 13 exons.
UGACAGCUGUCAUUAUUACUUCAUUCCGCUGCGGAGACAUGUCUUUAAACUGGUCAGUGAACGACCACAAGAGCUGCACGAACCCGCCUUCAGACGCCGUUAAACGGCCACGAAACGACUCAGGGAACAAAGUGACGGUAGUUCUGGGCGCGCAAUGGGGAGAUGAAGGCAAAGGGAAAGUUGUUGAUUUAUUGGCAACAGAGUCUGAUAUCGUGUGCAGAUGUCAGGGAGGAAAUAACGCUGGUCACACAGUGGUGGUGGAUGAGAAAGAGUAUGAUUUCCAUCUUCUCCCCAGUGGAAUAAUCAGCACCAAAUGCACAUCAUUCAUCGGUAACGGGGUCGUCAUUCAUCUUCCAGGAUUAUUUGAAGAGAUUGACAAGAAUGAGAAAAAGGGUCUGAAAGGAUGGGAAAAAAGACUCAUCAUCUCCGAUCGAGCUCACAUAGUGUUUGACUUUCAUCAGGCCGUUGAUGGACUUCAGGAGGUGCAGAGACAAGCUCAAGAGGGCAAAAACAUAGGAACAACUAAAAAAGGCAUCGGACCGACCUAUGCUUGUAAAGCGUCCCGCACUGGACUUCGCAUAUGUGAUCUAAUGGCUGAUUUCAAUGAGUUUUCUACAAGGGUGAAAAACCUGGUCAAGCAUUAUCAGUCCAUGUUCCCCUCUCUUAAAGUGGACGCUGACGGUGAGCUGAAAAAGCUAAAGGAGUAUGCGGAGAGAAUAAGACCCCUCGUCAGAGACGGCGUCUAUUUCAUGUAUGAUGCAAUUCACGGACCCCCGAAGAAAAUCCUGGUGGAGGGCGCUAACGCGGCCCUUCUUGACAUUGACUUCGGAACGUACCCGUUUGUGACAUCAUCGAACUGCACCGUGGGUGGCGUGUGCACCGGUCUCGGCAUCCCUCCCGCUUACAUCGGAGACGUGUUUGGAGUAUCGAAAGCGUACACCACCAGAGUCGGGAUAGGGGCCUUUCCUACAGAGCAGCUCAAUGCUGUAGGUGAACUGCUACAGACCAGAGGUCAUGAGGUGGGCGUGACCACAGGCAGAAAGAGACGCUGUGGUUGGCUGGAUUUGGUUAUUCUCAAAUAUGCGCAUAUGAUUAACGGAUUCACUGGCAUUGCUUUGACUAAACUGGACAUUCUUGAUGUCUUGGAUGAAAUAAAAGUGGGCGUGGCUUAUAAAAUACAUGGAAAAAGAAUCCCAUAUUUCCCAGCCAACAUGGACGUUCUCCAGAAGGUGGAGGUGGAAUAUGAGACUUUUCCUGGAUGGAAGAUGGACACUUCAGCCGCGAGAAAGUGGAACGAUCUUCCUCCUAAAGCUCAGAACUACAUCCGCUUUGUGGAGAAUCACAUCGGCGUUUCUAUUAAGUGGGUUGGUGUUGGGAAAUCCAGAGAAUGUAUGAUCCAGAUGUUCUAGAUCAUGAGAACCCAGCGGUCCGUUCACAGGACGUUUCACAACAGCGGCUGCGCUGACGACGCCCACUGCUGCGCAUCUACAGAUUAUCAGCACAACGGGAGGCUUUACGUGAUAGAUAACAAACUGCUCUCUGUUUAUGUCCUUUCUGUCUAUCAGUUGUGUGGAUUAAAGCUGUUACUCUUUGAUUGUUA